Messenger RNA from Homalodisca vitripennis (glassy-winged sharpshooter), 949 nucleotides. RefSeq lists its product as uncharacterized. NCBI's taxonomy places the organism in Eukaryota, Metazoa, Arthropoda, Insecta, Hemiptera, Cicadellidae. The coding region runs from base 199 to 522 and encodes 107 amino acids. The transcript is spliced from 2 exons. The record is from RefSeq and is a predicted model, not a curated record.
AAGAGACUACUGUGACCAUAUGGUCACAGUUUCAGUAUUUUAUUUUUUGGGUUGGUAUGCCUGAUUCAUGAAGCUGGUUUUGAUUUUUUCUUAGCCAGCUGACAGAACAAGAGUUAUUCUUCACCUGUAGUGUUAUUGUUUGAUGGUUGGUUUCAGUUGUGAGGAACAGUAAAGUAUUAAAUUUACUUAUGUUACAACAUGGCUGAUUUUCUUGACAACAAUUGGUUGCAACAACUGUCACUGGCCGAGGGAUUUACUGUAGCCGAAGCUGUCGAUGUAAUUGAAAACUUUGUUGAUGACGGGAAUCUCGACACCUCAGACGUUGACAUCUUUAUUGCCCCCCCAGAAAAUGAUAUCCUCACUGAUGAAGACUCUGGUCCAGAAGACGAAGGUGGUACCAUAAAUAAUUUGAACGGUGGACAACUAUCAGCUCCCGCAGAAAUAAGAGUAAGAAGACUUUGUAAUCUUGUUGAAUCAAGUUGCACGGAACUACAAGAUAAAAAAACAUCGAACCUGGAUUGAUGGCGACAUGGAAGCUCAGAAGACUCUUGCUUUUCAAGCAUACAACUACAGUAAGUUCAGUUCUUUAAGCCCAGUUGAACUUUUUGAGCUAUUCAUCAACAACAGUGUUAUUGAAUUGCUAGUUAAAAAUACAAACAAGUACGCUUUAUUCAAAAACUGCCCAGACCCAAAGGUUACGGAGGAAGAAAUGAAAUGCUUUUUAGCAAUUUUGUUACUGUCAGGAUACAAUGAACUGCCUGGUAAGAAAUGCUAUUGGGAUUCUGGACUAGAUAUGAAAAAUGAAAUGGUCUGUCAAGCAAUGAGACGUGAUAGAUUUAUUCAAAUUAUGCGCUUUUUGCACUGUGCAGAUAACUCUGAGACAAUUCCAAAUGACAAAAUGUGGAAAAUGAGGCCACUUAUGAACUUACUCAAAUGUAAAUGUCUUGAC